Molecule: messenger RNA, 1348 nt
Organism: Spinacia oleracea (spinach)
Lineage: Eukaryota; Viridiplantae; Streptophyta; Magnoliopsida; Caryophyllales; Amaranthaceae
Product: protein SODIUM POTASSIUM ROOT DEFECTIVE 3
Exons: 3
Coding region: 155-1183 (342 amino acids)
Molecular function (GO): metal ion binding
Source: RefSeq, a predicted model, not a curated record
UCCAGUGAUCCCCCCUCCUCUGUUUUCAGCCUUUAAAAGCAGAACAAACACAUCCCCUCAUCCCUUCCUUAGAAUUGAAACUUCUUUCCUCCCUUGUUCAACAAAAAACACUAAGCUAUACUUGUAGUAUUUGAUAUUUUUCUCUCUAAAAAAAAUGCCAAUAAUAAACAUAAAAAAUAUCAAAGGCAUAGAUUUCUCCUGUGCCUCACCAGCAUCAACAGCCAUAUGUUCUAGUACAGACCAAAAUUUCAUGGUUAAAAACACCACCAAAUCCCUUAACCGCUUAAAUUCCUACUUAAAUGACCAUUACAAAAAUACCCUUAAUCAGCAUCAAUCAUCUUCUCCAAGAGCACCUUGCAUCUCUGAACUACCCUUCACUCCUAGACUCUCAUCCUCCUUCCGCGAAAAAACCCGAAAAAAAUCUCCUUCUCCCUCUAUCGUCAAACACAGUGAUCUCACUCCUAGAAGAAAAAGCACGGCCGAUAUCGCCGAUGUUCGACGUCGGUACUACGACAAAUGCAGUAACAACAGUAGCAUUCUGAGUCCUCCUCAUAGUCAUUCCUCUAGGUACCUUUUAGGUGAGUCUAAACUUCUGGAUUCCCUUUCUGAGUCUCAUCAAAAUGUUACUAAUUAUAGAAAGAGUAGUAGUGAUGCUCUGCCGUUGGUUCCUAGUACUCCUCUACUUGUUAGCAGAGAAGCUCAUGAAACCAAGAGUUUUGGAUCAUUCUUGGAUGUUCAAAAAGGAAACAAGUCAUUAACGAUUGUUAAUCCUAGUGAUCAAAGACUGAUUAAGUCGAGUAAAUAUGAUUAUGAUGGUCAUAAUCAGAGGCACAAGAGUAUGGGUUAUGACACUAAUGCCAGAAAUGAUUCUCUUGUUCUUAAGAAAUCGUCGUCUUCUGCUGCUCGAUCUCGUGACCAGGUUGUGGUACUGAGGGUAUCAUUGCAUUGCAAAGGUUGUGAAGGCAAGCUUAGGAAACAUCUCUCCAAAAUGGAAGGAGUGACAUCAUUUUCCAUAGAUUUGGAAACAAAAAAAGUGACGGUGAUAGGAAAUGUGACUCCAUUGAGUGUAUUAACAAGUAUUUCAAGGGUAAAGAACGCCCAAUUCUGGCCAUCAGCAGCAUCAGCCUCGCCAUCAUCGUCCUCUUCUUCUUCUUCAACUUCUUCGACAAUCGAUUUCAAUUAAUUUUAUUAUAUGUUCAUGGAAUUUGCUUCCAAUGUCAUCAACUUAAUGUGAAUUAAUUAAACUAAGGAGUACUAGGUUGAGAUGGUUUCUUAUUACGUUAAGUUUGUCAAGUUGUAUAAUCAUUCCUGUUUUUUAUCCUCAAAAAAUUGCUUUAUUAAUUUCCUA